Molecule: messenger RNA, 8202 nt
Organism: Limulus polyphemus (Atlantic horseshoe crab)
Lineage: Eukaryota; Metazoa; Arthropoda; Merostomata; Xiphosura; Limulidae
Product: SNF-related serine/threonine-protein kinase-like
Exons: 6
Biological process (GO): protein phosphorylation; intracellular signal transduction; microtubule cytoskeleton organization
Cellular component (GO): cytoplasm
Molecular function (GO): protein serine/threonine kinase activity; tau-protein kinase activity; ATP binding
Source: RefSeq, a predicted model, not a curated record
AAUCUCAUUUGACUAUAACAGCUGCACCAAUGAUCUUUUUGAGCAUCAAGAUGUUUGGAGUUUGGGAGUGAUUCUGUACAUGCUAGUUUGUGGUCAUGCACCCUUUCAAGAAGCCAAUGACAGUGAAACACUUACAAUGAUAAUGGAUUGUAAUUACACUGUUCCAAGCCAUGUUUCCAAAGAAUGUAGCAAACUGAUAGGAAGUAUGUUAAUACGUGAUCCAGAGAAGCGGGCCACACUAGAAGAGGUAACUGGAAACAAAUGGUUAAAUGCAGGAGACGCCAUCCAGCCAGCAGAUUAUUUACCAUUAAUAUCUCACGAAUGUCUCUCUGAGGAGGAUCAUGCAUAUAUCAUUCAGAAGUUGGUAAACGGAAGUAUAGCAACAAAAGAGGAUAUCAUAGAGGCACUACAAAAGAAUGAAUACAACCACAUCACUGCCACAUACUUCUUGUUAGCAGAGAGGAAACUACGAGUUCAACGAGAGAAAAAAGCUCAGAUUUUAAGCAAAAGUUGUAGGGGAGACUUUCCUCCUGUUGCUAUUACACCCGAAAUUACAACUGACUUCUUACAACCUCAGGAAAACACGGAUCACAUGGUACAAAAUUUAAUUUCUCCUCAUGUGCCAAUGAAGUCAUUGGAUUCUAAACAGUUUGGUUCUCUUGUAGUUCCUCCAGAGAAUAGUCACUGCUAUUUGCCAUUAGCACGCAAGUGCAGCUUGGUACAUGAAGAAGAAGACAACAGUAGCUCUUCUGUCAGUCUGUCAUCUGUUCCUGCAUCUCAUCAGUCUGGGUCUCUCACCACCUCCCAAAAGAAGCCUGUCUUACAGCACUUUCUAUUCUCUCUUCCAUUUAGUGGCAGUGUGAAUGCUACAACACUUAGUCCAAAAAUGUCUCCAGAAAAUCAGUAUUCUGCUUUGUCAUUUUCAACUCAAAAGUUUAAAACCCUUCCAUCACCAGGGCGGCGACUCCAUUCUGUUAAAAGUUCUCCUCAGUUGCUUUUGAAUGAAAUAGAUGAAGAGGUGGAAUUGGAUGAGCCAGCUACAAAAACUCUAAACUCUAGGCACCCAAGGAAACAUCUUCACAGUCCUCGUUCUGCUCUAUCACAUGCAAUGUUACGUCUUUUAGGCCAACAACAGAAAAUGGGGAAAUCAAGAACUACCAGUUGCAGCAGCUCAGAGGCAAGUGAUGAUGAUAGUGAAGGCUUGAAGUGGAAAAUUGAAAAGCUAAAAAGCUCUGGAAGAAGAGACAGUAGCGAGGAUCGCACAGGAGGACAGGGUGGAAGUAGUGGAAUUGGUGGCUCAGGACAGACAGGGCCUGGAGUACCACAAGGAAACAUGAGUGGGGGAGGAAGGGAAGAUUCAGGUAAUAAAACCAACAGCAGUAAAUCCCAUAAGCAUAAAAAUCAGUCAGACACCAGUUCAAGUACACAGAUUUCCUGCAUUAACAGUACACUAAUUUAUAGAGCUAGCACUGAUAGCUUAAACCUGUGUUCUGACCAGUAUCCUGGUUUUUUACCAUGUGAUGAAUUUUUUACUAAGAAAAAUCCAGAGCCCGGUAGUUGCUCAAAGAUUCUACCACUUGCAGUUCAAGAAUGUCCAAGCAAGACUGUAGUAGAGGAACAAAAAACUUGUCGUAAAAUACCACUCAACUUCAGUUCAGACAUUGGCUUCAUGCUCCUUCAUCAGAUAGAAAAUUUGCCAAUCCAUGUCAAGUGUAAUGGUUGGAAAAGAUCUGGUCGCUUUAAAAGAGUAUCUAAAGAUAACUUGUCUCUUAAAUGUGAACUUCACGGUACUACAGAUGUGAAGAUGGCUCCUAAAUACUGCACUUUGUGUUGAUGGUUAAUAAGAACUUAGACGUCUGUUGUAUGGGUGAGAUAUAAUAACGUAGUUUUCUUUUCACUUAGACCAAAGACAGAAUUUUAGAGCCUUUCUCUUUCCAAAGAUCAGACUUGAGUUUUAUGUAUUUUCUCACUCAUGAAUCUCAAUAGCUAGCUUUCUAACAUUGUAUGUUUUUUCUGUCCUACAAUAUCUACUACUUAAGAUCGCAACUAAAUCUUAAACUUCGUACUAAGGAGUAGGUCUCUAUGGUGUUACAUUCUCAUAUAUUAGUUUGAUAGGAAUUUUUUACACAGUAUUUACUGUCUAUAGUUUUAAAUAAAUGAUAACUUUGUACCAAGAGGAGCAGGUUACUUCUGCAUUACAGAGACUCCUAUGUUUAAUAGAUACAUUUUUAAAUGCUCAGCUCUUAAGUGCUCUGCAUAGUAGCUGUCAUAAAUUUAAAUGUUUUCACAAUUAAGAUGUUUAAGUCAGUGUGCUAUAAAGAUUUGUUAUCACUAGUUGGAUUAAUCUACUCUCCACUCUACUUGCAUGUACACUUCUAUGCACAUCUGUAUAAAUGAAAAUUGUAUUAAUCUGUUUGGACAUUAAAAAAUAGGUUUUGAAAAUUAAAUUCUUUAGUGCAGAAACCAGUAAAAUCCAAAUAAAUUCCAAGACUGAUAUAAGGAACCAUGAGAAGUUCCAAAAUAGAAAAGCUGUUAGACAUAUAUAUAUACACACUGUGAAUAGGUAUAUAAAGUACUGCUGUGCAGUUGUAACCUACCAUACAAAUGCUGUGACACUUAUUGUAUAUACUAGAGUUACAGUGAAGACAUGUUUAACUGAUAAUAAAGGUGUACAAACUGCUUCUUAGUGUUAACAUUAGAUUAUCAACCUCAAGUGCCAUUUUAAAAGAACAAAUUGUAACGUAGAAGGUUCAUGAGAAAUAUGAACUAAAAUAAUACUGUUGCUUUAUGAACUGAUUGUUAUUUUCUGAGACACUUUUAAUGAUGUGUUUUUAAUUUUGAAAAAGUGUUAAGAAUUUAUGAUCUGCCGAGUUCAGAUAUGUUUUAUUUUUUGAUAAGUUAUGUAGUUUUGAAAACAAGUUUUCCAUGUUUGACAUACUUCGUCAUUCUGAAGGAGAGAGUUUUAUAUAACAUUCUUAAAUAAUGAAAGAAGGCUUUGAUUUAAUCUGAGAAACACUGGAUACAAGAUAGAAAUGCUUAUGUUUCUCCACAUGUACAAUAAUAAUUUUGAUCCUGUAACCAUGAUAUGCAAUUACUGACCAAGUAACAGUACCCCUACUUUAUCUUGAUUCAAUCUCUACAGGACAUGUAUAUGUACUAUAGCUAGAGAUAGGGCUUACUUAUACUAUAGCUAGAGAUAGGGCUUACUUAUACUAUAGCUAGAGAUAGGGCUUACUUAAUUACAUUUGUAAAAAACAGACUAGUUUCAUAUGAAACAUUAUGCUACAUUUACUGUUCAAGUAAGUAUGCUGAUAUAUGUGUGUGUGUGUUUGGAGAACUAAAGAUGUAAUGUUGGGACCAAUUAAUACCUGCAAUAGACCUUGACAAUUACUAAGUUUUUAUAGUUGUACGUGAUCAGUCUUGUAGUACCACUAUAUCUAGUUCUAAUAGUUGUACCUGAUCAGUCUUCUAGUACCACUAUAUCCAGUUAUAAUAGUUGUACGUGAUCAAUCUUCUAGUACCACUAUAUCUAGUUCUAAUAGUUGUACCUGAUCAGUCUUCUAGUACUACUAUAUCCAGUUGUAAUAGUUAUACGUGAUCAGUCUUGUAGUACCACUAUAUCUAGUUUUAAUAGUUGUACCUGAUCAGUCUUCUAGUACUACUAUAUCCAGUUGUAAUAGUUAUACGUGAUCAGUCUUCUAGUACCACUAUAUCCAGUUAUAAUAGUUGUACGUGAUCAGUCUUCUAGUACCACUAUAUCUAGUUCUAAUAGUUGUACCUGAUCAGUCUUGUAGUACCACUAUAUCUAGUUUUAAUAGUUGUACCUGAUCAGUCUAGUUCUAGUACCACUAUAUCUAGUUCUAAUAGUUGUACUUGAUCAGUCUAGUUCUAGUACCACUAUAUCUAGUUUUAAUAGUUGUAUUUGAUCAGUCUUCUAAUACCACUAUAUCUAGUUUUAAUAGCUGAACCUGAUCAGUCUAGUUCUAGUACCACUAUAUCUAGUUCUAAUAGUUGUACCUGAUCAGUCUAGUUCUAGUACCACUAUAUCUAGUUUUAAAAGUUGUACCUGAUCAGUCUAGUUCUAGUACCACUAUAUCUAGUUCUAAUAGUUGUACCUGAUCAGUCUUCUAGUACCACUAUAUCCAGUUAUAAUAGUUGUACGUGAUCAAUCUUCUAGUACCACUAUAUCUAGUUCUAAUAGUUGUACCUGAUCAGUCUAGUUCUAGUACCACUAUAUCUAGUUUUAAUAGUUGUACCUGAUCAGUCUUCUAGUACUACUAUAUCCAGUUGUAAUAGUUAUACGUGAUCAGUCUUCUAGUACCACUAUAUCUUGUUCUAAUAGUUAUACCUGAUCAGUCUUCUAGUUUCACUGUAUCUUGUUCUAAUAGUUAUAUCUGAUCAGUCUUCUAGUUUCACUGUAUCUAGUUCUAAUAGUUGUAAGUAAUCAGUCUUCUAGUUCUAAUAGUUGUACGUAAUCAGUCUUUUAAUUCUACUGUAUCUAGUUCUAAUAGUUGUACGUAAUCAGUCUUCUAGUUUCACUGUAUCUAGUUCUAAUAGUUGUACGUAAUCAGUCUUCUAGUUUCACUGUAUCUAGUUCUAAUAGUUGUACAUGAUCAGUCUUUUAGUUCCAUUGUAUCUAGUUCUAAUAGUUGUACGUAAUCAGUCUUCUAGUUUCACAGUAUCUAGUUCUAAUAGUUGUACGUAAUCCGUCUUUUAGUUCCAUUGUAUCUAGUUCUAAUAGUUGUACGUAAUCAGUCUUCUAGUUCCAAUGUGUCUAGUUCUAAUAGUUGUACAUAAUCAGUCUUCUAGUUUCACAGUAUCUAGUUCUAAUAGUUGUACGUAAUCAGUCUUCUAGUUCCAAUGUGUCUAGUUCUAAUAGUUGUACGUAAUCAGUCUUCUAGUUUCACAGUAUCUAGUUCUAAUAGUUGUACCUGAUAAAUUUUCUAGUAGCACUGUACCUAGGAUUAAAUGUUUUGAUAAUGAAACUGUUAUAUUAAAGAUAGUACACUAAUUUGUUUGAGCCAGUAUACAGUUGUUUUCAAUACUGAAUUCAAUCAGUAUCUUGUUUUUGUAAAAAAAUAUUUUAAUUGAUGUAAAUAAUAAUAUAAAUAUGUAAAAAGUAUUGAAAUUUGUGUGUCAACAGUGUACAAUAACAAUAGAAAAAAUGAAAAGCUUUGAUAAAAGUAAACUGAUAUGUACUUUAAAAGAUGUUAUGCAUUACAUAAAGUUGUGUGUCAACAGUGGAAGUAUGUUGUGUAUUUUAAUACAUUGUCCAGCUUGCAUGAAAGUAUUUUGUACAUGUAUAUGAAGAAACUAAUUAUAGCAGAUAGCUUAUACAUACAAGCAGUUAGUUAAUACUGUAAUUUUGACUUUCUACACUGAUGCUUGGAUAAUUCGACACGUCGAAAGGUAGUAACUGAUCACAAUGUUAGUAUGAAUAGAAAGGGCAUACAGUCCUGAUGACAAAGGCUUCUAUAUACAGUUUUCAAAGUUAAUAUGAAUACAUAAAGUGGUUAAAACAAGUUUCUGCCAUCCUUUGGAAUGAAAUGCAAAUUGUAAUUGAUGUAAUAAAUCAGUGAUUAUUUAUCAUUUUAAUUUGUUACUAUUUAUUUGAAGCUAUAGAAAGGUCCAAAAAUCUCUUUUCCCAUUAAUCCUGUGACUCCAGGUGGGGUCAAAGUGCUCAUGCUAUGACCUUGUACAUAGUACAAUUCAACAUGGUAUUAUGGAUUUAAUCAGUUAGCAAUGUUUCAUUUUACCCUACAAUGCUAAUUUCACAACAGUUCAUGUUAGAGCGGAGAAAAUACCAGAUACUGUAAACAGGGAUAUGAAAUAAACUUUGUACAUGCAUUUAGAGGGUUCUAGAGGUCAUACAAAUACAAUACAUGACAUUUAGAAGGUUCUAGAGGUCAUACAAAUACAAUACACAACAUUUAGAAGGUUCUAGAGGUCAUACAAAUACAAUACAUGACAUUUAGAAGGUUCUAGAGGUCAUACAAAUACAAUACACAACAUUUAGAAGAUUCUAGAGGUCAUACAAAUACAAUACAUGACAUUUAGAAGGUUCUAGAGGUCAUACAAAUACAAUACAUGACAUUUAGAAGGUUCUAGAGGUCAUACAAAUACAAUACACGACAGUUAGAAGGUUCUAGAGGUCAUACAAAUACAAUACACGACAUUUAGAAGGUUCUAGAGGUCAUACAAAUACAAUGCACGAUAUUUAGAAGGUUUUAGAGGUCAUACAAAUACAAUAUACAACACUUGGAAGGUUCUAGAGGUCAUACAAAUACAAUAUACAACACUUGGAAGGUUCUAGAGGUCAUACAAAUACAAUACAUGACAUUUAGAAGGUUCUAGAGGUCAUACAAAAACAAUACACAACAUUUAGAAUGUUCUAGAGGUCAUACAAAUACAAUAUACAACACUUGGAAGGUUCUAGAGGUCAUACAAAUACAAUACACAACAUUUCAAAGGUUCUAGAGGUCAUACAAGUGCAAUAUACAAAUAGUAUGAUGGAGAAACGUAUUUUUAUUCUUUACACGAACAUCACCUUGCACUCAAGAGUUUUCAUCAGACUGACUUUGUUGAUUCACAGACAUAUUAGUACAAAUCCUUUUGUAAUACAUUUGAUUUUUUGUGUACAAUAGACUUGUUUUGUUUGCUGAAAGCUUGUUAUAUAUCUUGAAGAUACAUAUAGUAAAUUUGGAAUUAUAGUCAAUAUUACUUCUCCAUUAGAGUGAUCCCUUGCAUAUUCAGUAAAAGAAGAUUCUUUUAAAGCUGGAUAUGACAUCUAACAUAUAUCUGUUCAAAACUUACGAAGUAGUCUAAUACAGUGGUUCUUAUGAAGUAGUCUAAUACAGUGGUUCUUAUGAAGUAGUCUAAUACAGUGGUUCUUACGUGUGGUUUCUGAAAAGAGUUUUGGAAAGGUACUUGAGAACACAGUAAUUUUUGUGUAUAAUUUAAAGUAUAGAGUGUAGGGUUUUCACCUGACUUGUACAAUGUUGAUUCCAACAUGUGUGGAAGUUGCUAUCCUAAUUAGCUGUGCAAAGGAAACUGGUGAUGUUGUAAGUCAGUGCUCAAGAGAUGGAAUGUUGUUUUUUGCAUGAAGUUAAAAACUUUGAAAUAAUUAAGUCAAUGGUCAUGAGUACUUUGUCCACACUGAAAGGGUCUGCAUUGCCCAGUGUUGGGAAUCUGAUGUAACAGAAUCAAAAUAAAUAUGGUGAAGUUUUCUGUUGCUUGGUCACCAUGUACAGAAUAAAAUACAACAUUAGAACUUUUAAUUGUUUAUUUAUGUGUGUGAAUAAAUUGACUGAUGAAAAUUCUAACAAAUUACCAAUAAUCACGUUGAAAUAUUAAAGCAUAGUGUAUCUGGUUGUCUUUUUAUCAAUCCUGAUGUCAACCCAUGCUUAUCUUAAACUUAUUAUAUUUGUUGUUUUUAUUUAAUUCUUUUUAAAGUCACUUCUCAAGCUCAAUUUUUAAGUCCUUCCAUCGACAUUAAAAACAUGUAACAAAAAACUUGAUAAUACUUACCUUUGAAAUUUCCAGUGUGAUGACCAGUUUUCCCAAUUGUUCUUCUCAUUAGUAUGAUGAUCAAAUGUUUUUAGGAAUUAGUGUUUUAGUUGCUUCAAAGUUUUAAUAAUUGUUAGUGAAUAUUUUAUGAAUGUUUUUUUAAUAACUGAUAUUUUGAUAAAUGUUUUAUGCAAAAUUCUUUACAAGCCAUAGAAAUAUUUCAUACAGCUACUGUGAUAUAAAAAAAUCAGUAGUUAGGUGAUUCUUGCCAUACUAAUAUUUAUUUUUGAAAACUGUUUCAAUUAUGAGAUAAGGUAUCUUGGAAAAAAUUAAAUUUAUGAAAAAUAAUGUUUUGAACGUUACAUAUAUAUAUUAAUCAUCAGUAAAAGUUUGUUACAUAAAAUUUUCUUGUUAACAGAAGGUAUUUAAAGAUGUGUUUCAUUGAAUGCUACAGUAAUUGUUAAGAGUGAUGUAGCCUAGAAUUAAGUACUAUCAUGGAUGUAGUAGGUGAGUGAAAACCUAAUUUGUGUUGUAGUGUUCUGGAAAAUGUUUUCUAAUUUAGUUUGAAUAUCUUGUAAAGUUUAUAUAUUAUGUAAAAAAGAGAAAACAUGAAUAACCUGAAUCCAAGUGAAAAUGUAUUCACAUAUCAAACAAAAUGUAAUACAAAACCAAAUAAAGAAAAUGAUUGCAAUAUCA